Molecule: messenger RNA, 2383 nt
Organism: Cercospora beticola
Lineage: Eukaryota; Fungi; Ascomycota; Dothideomycetes; Mycosphaerellales; Mycosphaerellaceae
Product: ELL-associated factor
Source: RefSeq, a predicted model, not a curated record
CAAAGAAACCUUGACCACACCGUCUGCCGACAUGUAGCUCACGGACAUUGCUGCCUUUCUUUCUCGUUCGCUGCCACUCUUUACACAGCAGGUGACAAGUACACAGCAUGGCAGCCGCUGUUCAGCCCGGUCUCAUUGAUCUGACGGGGAAGUCGCAAGCGGCGUUCCCAAUCCGCUUAGGCGCUAGCAUCGAGAAGCACUCCGACGCAACGCGUUUCGCCAGCAUACGGUAUAAUCACAAACCGGGAUUUAAGCAGACGGUGGAGGUGAAGGCUUCAAUAGAGGAGGGUAGAGAAGGGAAUGAGUUGGUAUUGCGGGCAGAAGAUGGGGAAUAUACAUAUCGUGGAAGCUAUGGGCAAGAUGAAGGGAACUUCGUGCUUGUGCUUCGAGGUGAAGGGAAGGAGAGGGAAAUGGUGUUGGAGAGGCUAGAUGGGGUACAUUCGUUCAAUUUGGUCAGCACACCGGGAGAAGAUGAUGCUGCGACAUUGCAACAGAAACAUCCACACCUCAGCGAUGCGGUAGAAGCGGAUGAUUUGUUUGGCGACGAGGACGAAGACGCACCACCUGACGAAGCAAAUCCUUUCGACUAUCGACACUUCCUUAAAGCAGAACCUGAAAAGCCAGCGUCCUCGCAGCCUGCUGUCGAGACUAGUCGCAGCUCAGCAGGCACGCCUGUCGUCCGACCUGCUGCACGCAGCACACCCGCUGCACGAACAACGAAACCUGCUGCGAAAGCGAAAGCUGCACCGAAGCGCAAACCUGCCGCAGAGAAAUCGAACCCGAAGCGUGUCAAAGCUGGUCAAGAGCCCACUGCUGCCGCUGAGCCCGAGCCGGAAGCUGAAAAGCCAGCGAAGGUCAGCAAAGCGAAACCAGAUGUCCCGAAGCUGCGUGUCGAUCGCAAGGCAUCUAUGCGCAGACCAUCAAUGGACGACUCUGGCGAGCUCAUUCUGGAGAACGAGACACCGGUCACGGAGAAGCCUCCGAAGGCUGGAGGUGCAAUGGCUUGGGCAUUAAACGGUGCGCUUUCGACUGGUCCUAUCAGUCUCGCUUCAGCAGCGAGCAGUCCCGGUCUUGCAGCUUCUGCGCCUGAGCGAGAAGUCGAAGAGCCUCAGGAGUACGAGUUUGACUUUGGUGAUGGUAGUGAGGCAGAGGAUGAGCAGGAUAACAGUGAACUUGUGCUGGAGAAUGCUGCAGACGACAAUGAUGACGGCGGAGAAUUAGUGCUCGAGGACGAUGACGCGGAUAUCGACGAACAUCUGGAGUUGCCCUCGCCGGCGCAGAAUCAUCAUCGGCCGAGCUCGAGCGUGGCUCCAGUGCCGGCAGGAGAGGAAGAAGACGAUGAUAUGGAGAAACAGCUUGCGCUUGCGAUGGCGGCUGAUGAUGACGAGGAGGAGAGUGAAGAGGAGUGAGGCUUGGAAUUUGCCAAUCUUUGGCAUCAUGCUUGCGACAAAUCUUCGCCGCCAAAGAGGCACUUUUCGCUGUUCUCCUUGGUCAUCGCGCAGUACUGCGACGAUGCCGUGCGUCUCAUGGCGCAUGCUGCGACCAUCUGCGCGAAGGACCCAAGUCCAUUCAUCGCCCGGCCGCUGUCAUCAACAGCACCCAACUCCAGCAUCAUCCUCGCUGAGCUGAGCAAUCACUCAGAGAAACACCUGCUGAGUACGAUUGCCCUGGCCUUGGGUGUACGGCUCAGGCAACGUGCCGUGGAGGUGAGAUGUUGGAAGAGGCCACUACGCAACGUCUGUGGGCAAUCUACAGGAAGCAAAUGCCUCGCGCGUACGAGACUGAACUUUCUCCAAAUUCCUGGCACAAUACCAAUUACUCGCAAUCGGUGUGCUUUGGCGGCACCCCGAGUAUGGUAAGAGAUGAGUGGAACUUUGCUCCUGGUUUAUAUUUCCCCUUGGAUUUGUCUGAUCGGCAAUUUGCACCCGAAGGCUGCAAGGCACGAUGGAUUUGGCUUGCCUUCACGCUCCCGGAAGUUGGAACGCCCAGUUUGCGAGCUGAAAGAGGGCAUGCUGUGCUAAAUUGCGUGAAGAGCAGCCGAUGCAUCGAUGGUUAUUUUUCGACGAUGCUCCAUACCGUUGGUCGAAGUGCUGUCUGUUUUCUGCGCAAAGGACGCCAUGCAUCUCAUUGCAGCUUCGGCUGUUUCCAGAAUGUAUCGACUUCGAACAUACGACGUCUACCGAAGGCGGGUUGCCCAUUUAUUCAUCUGCCAUUGAUGAUUUUGAAAGCGGAUGUCACAGAUUAUGAUUUGGGUAGCAGCAUCUCACAAGAUCCACUGAAACUUGAAGCUGGAGCUGCGGAGGAAAUCUCGAUAGAUCUAUCUCUCCAUAUUCACUAUCAACGCUGCGAUCUGUCACUCAUCAACCUUCUAUUUGCUCAGGAC